AUGUCUUCUGAAAUUCCCCAGCCGCCUGGCGUCCCUUUCCUGGGCAAUAUCUUCGACAUCAACCCGAACGACACAUGGAACUCGCUCAUCAAGAUUUCCAAAGAAUAUGGCCCAAUCUGCAAAAUCAACAUCCUGGGAAAACAACUCAUCUUCAUCAGCAACGUCGCCCUCCUGUCCGAAAUAACCGACGAGCGACGCUUUCGCAAAUGCGUAACCGGCCCCGUCGUCGAAAUGCGCGCCCUCGCAAACGACUGCCUCUUCACAGCCUACCACCAUGAACAAAUCUGGGGCAUAACCCACCGUAUCAUGAAGCCCUACGUCAGCGCCAGCACAGCAGACAACAGCACAACCUUCACGGACAUGAGCAACGUAAUUUCCGACCUGACGCGCAAAUGGACCUCCGCGCCGAAAAAGCACGUUCUUUUCACAAAUGACCUGGACCGCCUCCUCAUGGCAUCCGUCGCGCAAUGCUUCUACAACCAGCGCAUCAAAGUACUGGAGGAGGACUCGGAAUCGCCACCGCUAAUUGCGGCAUGGGAGGCGAUUACACUCGAAGCCAUGAAGAGGCCUACACGGCCGAAGAUGGUGAAUUGGCUACUUUACCAGCGCGGUUUCGAGAGCGAUAUUAAACUAAUGCGGGAUUACGCGGAGGGGAUUGUGAAGUCACGGAAGGAGGAUCCGACGCAGAAACGGGAUGAUCUGCUUGAUGCAUUGCUUCAUAAUUCGGACCCGGUUUCUGGAGAGAAACUCUCUCAUUCCAGGGUUGUGGAUGAGGUCGUGACAAUGUUCAUUGGGGCCGCGACGUCCGCGAAUCUCGUGGCGUAUGCUCUGUACUUCCUUCUGAAGAAUCCCGAGGCACUGGCGAAGGCCCGGGCGGAGAUUGAUGAAGUCGUUGGUACAGAGUCUGGAUCUACAAUUCAACUUGAGCAGUUCCGACGGCUUAAGUACGUCGAGGCUGUGAUCAGGGAGUCGCUUCGUCUUUCUGCGACGGCGCCGGGGUUCAAUAUCGAGCCUAUCUCCUCCGACGCGCAGGAUAAGAGUCCGAUUCAGCUGGCUGGUGGGAAAUACCAGAUCCCGCACGAUCAGGCUAUGAUUGCCAUUCUGCACAACGUGAAUCGUGAUCCGGAGGUAUUUGAGGAUCCGGAGAGUUUUAUUCCGGAGCGGGUGCUGGGUGAGAGGUGGGAUGCGCUUCCUGCGGCUGCGAAGAAAGGGUUUGGAAAUGGGAAGCGGGAGUGUUAUGGGAAGAUGUGGGCGUGGCGGUGGUCGGUUCUUACGCUGGCGAGUAUUGUUAAAGAGGUGGAGUUUGAAUUUGCGGAUAAGGAAUAUGUGCUUGCUGCGAAUGGGGCGUUUAGUUUGAAGCCGUUGGAGUUUUAUGGGCUUGUUAGUCCGCGGAAGAAAUUUCUUUAG
Molecule: messenger RNA, 1407 nt
Organism: Penicillium argentinense
Lineage: Eukaryota; Fungi; Ascomycota; Eurotiomycetes; Eurotiales; Aspergillaceae
Exons: 2
Coding region: 1-1407 (468 amino acids)
Molecular function (GO): oxidoreductase activity, acting on paired donors, with incorporation or reduction of molecular oxygen; iron ion binding; heme binding
Source: RefSeq, a predicted model, not a curated record